Messenger RNA from Wickerhamiella sorbophila, 3165 nucleotides. RefSeq names its product Elongation factor 3. Gene Ontology annotation, molecular function: translation elongation factor activity; ATP binding; ATP hydrolysis activity. Bases 1 to 3165 code for a protein of 1054 amino acids. The record is from RefSeq and is a predicted model, not a curated record. Lineage: Eukaryota; Fungi; Ascomycota; Dipodascomycetes; Dipodascales; Trichomonascaceae. The transcript has a single exon.
AUGUCUGCUGCGGCUGAGAAAAACAACUCCAACCAAAUCCUCUCGGAGCUGUUCGAGAAGCUGGUCAUUUCCACUGACGAUAACCGCAGUGAGAAUGUCCACUCUGUUGCCAGUUUCGUGAACGGUCCUAUUGAGGAACAUGAUCUCCCCGAGGAGUUCUUUGCCAACCUCAAGGGUGCCUUGACCAACAAGAAGGAUGCUGCCAAGCGCCUUAAUGCGGUUGCCGCCAUCAAGGGUAUCGCUGACUCUAACCAGCUUGCCCCCAGCGUUGAGCCUCUGUUGGUUGCCUUGACCAGCGAUGUUCUUGCCUUGGCUGGUGACAAGGACGCCGUCAUCCGUGACGAGGCCACUGCUGCCGUCAAGCACAUUGCUUCUAACGUCACUCCCCGUGCUGUCAAGGCCUUGAUUCCCCACUUGAUUGACUCUGUCCACGACAGUGGCGCCAAGUGGACCCAGAAGACCGCUGCCUUGGAGGCUAUCUCCGUUUUGGUCGACUCUGCCCGCGACCAGGUUGCUCUGCGCAUGACUGAGCUUAUCCCCGUCCUUUCUGAGGCUAUGUGGGAUACCAAGAAGGAGGUCAAGGCUUCUGCCACUUCCACUGCCACCAAGGCCACCGACACUGUCGAUAACAAGGAUAUUGAGAAGUUCAUUCCCGCCCUUAUCUCAUGUAUCUCCAACCCCAAGGAGGUCCCCGAGACUGUUCACUUGCUCGGUGCCACCACCUUCGUUUCCGAGGUCACCACCGCCACCCUUUCUAUCAUGGUUCCUUUGCUGUCCCGUGGUUUGGUCGAGCGUGAGACUUCCAUCAAGCGUAAGGCUGCCGUCAUUAUCGAUAACAUGUGCAAGCUUGUCGACGAUCCCCAGGUUGUUGCUCCUUUCUUGCCCAAGCUUUACCCUGCUUUGAAGAAGAACUACGACACCAUUGCCGACCCCGAGGCCCGUAACGUUACUCUUCGUGCCAUCAACACCCUCAAGCGUGUUGGUGAGAUCGGUGCUGAUGACAAGAUUCCCGAGGUCUCCACUGCCGGUGAUGUUGCUGUCAACCGUGCUAUUAUCGACGAUCUGCUCAAGGACAAGAAGGUCGAUAAGCGCUACAACGUCAUCAUUGACUACGCUGCUGCUAUUGCCGGUGACCUCAUUGAUGAGCGCAAGAUUGAUGAGAUCGAGUGGGUUGAGUCCCUCCGCCCCUUCUUGGUUGUUCUCUUGCACUCCCAGGAGGCCAGCGACCUCAUCUCUGAGCUUAACAAGCGUGCCGUUGCCAACAUCCCCGGUACUGCUGUCUUCGACGAAGAGGACGACGAGGGUGAGGAUCUGUGCAACUGUGAGUUCUCUCUUGCUUACGGUGCCAAGAUUCUGCUUAACCGCACUCAGCUCCGUCUCAAGCGCAACCGUCGUUACGGUUUGGUCGGCCCCAACGGUGCUGGUAAGUCUACUCUGAUGCGUGCUAUUGCUAACGGCCAGGUCGAGGGCUUCCCCUCCCAGGACGUUCUUAAGACCGUCUACGUCGAGCACGACAUCGAUGGCACUCACGCUGAUACCAACGUUGUUGAGUACGUUCUUGCCACUACUGGCGAUACUGUCGGCUCUGAAGAGGAGGUUCGCGCUCAGCUCAUUGACUUCGGCUUCACCGACGAGAUGACCCGCAUGCCCAUCACCUCCCUUUCGGGUGGUUGGAAGAUGAAGUUGGCCCUUGCUACCGCUGUGUUGCGUAAGGCUGACAUUCUCUUGCUCGAUGAGCCCACUAACCAUUUGGAUACCGUCAACGUUGCUUGGCUCGAGAACUACCUCAUGACCUGUGGUAUCACCUCCAUCAUUGUGUCCCACGACUCUGGUUUCCUCGACAAGAUCUGUCAGUACGUUAUCAAUUACGAGCGCUUCAAGCUUCGUAAGUACAAGGGUAACUUGACUGAGUUCGUCAAGAAGUACCCCCCUGGACGCUCCUACUUCGAGCUUGGUGCCUCUGAGGUUGAGUUCCGCUUCCCUGAGCCCGGUUUCCUUGAGGGUGUCAAGACCAAGCAAAAGGCUAUUGUCAAGGUCUCCAACAUGACCUUCCAGUACCCCGGUACUUCCCGCCCCCAGAUCCAGGACAUCACCUUCCAGUGCUCUUUGUCCUCUCGUAUUGCCGUCAUUGGUCCUAAUGGUGCUGGUAAGUCCACUCUUAUCAACGUUUUGACUGGUGAGUUGCUGCCCACUUCUGGUGAUGUCUACGUCCACGAGAACUGCCGUAUUGCCUACAUCAAGCAGCACGCUUUCGCCCACAUUGAUAACCACUUGGACAAGACUCCUUCCGAGUACAUCCAAUGGCGUUUCCAGACUGGUGAGGACCGUGAGACCAUGGACCGUGCCAACCGUCAAAUCGAUGAGAGCGACGAGGCUGCUAUGAACAAGAUCUACAAGAUUGAGGGUACCCAGCGCCGUGUCGCCGAGGUCUUGGCUCGUCGUAAGUUCAAGAACUCUUACGAGUACGAGUGCUCUUUCUUGCUCGGUGACAACAUCGGCAUGAAGUCUGAGCGCUGGAUCCCCAUGGGUUCCGUCGACAACGCCUGGAUCCCCCGCUCCGAGCUUAUUGAGUCCCACUCCAAGCAGGUCGCUGAGGUUGAUAUGAAGGAGGCUCUUGCUUCUGGUCAGUUCCGUCCUCUUACCCGUAAGGAGAUCGAGACCCACUGCGAGAUGUUGGGUCUGGAUGCCGAGCUGGUCUCGCACUCGCGUAUCCGCGGUCUUUCCGGCGGUCAGAAGGUCAAGCUUGUGUUGGCCGCUUGUACUUGGCAGCGCCCUCACUUGAUCGUCCUUGAUGAGCCCACCAACUACUUGGAUCGUGACUCUCUUGGUGCCCUCUCCAAAGCCCUUAAGGCCUUCGAGGGUGGUAUUGUCAUCAUUACCCACUCUGCUGAGUUCACUCGUGACAUCACCGAUGAGGUCUGGGCCGUCCUUGACGGUAAGAUGACUCCUUCCGGCCACAACUGGGUUCAGGGCCAGGGCUCCGGCCCCCGUCUUGAGUCCAAGGACGACGAGGAGGAGAAGUUCGACGCUCUCGGCAACAAGAUCGAGACUAAGAAGAAGGUCAAGAAGUUGUCGGCCGCCGAGCUCCGUAAGAAGAAGAAGGAGCGCAUGAAGAAGAAGAAGGAGUUGGGCGAUGCCUACGUCUCUUCUGAUGACGAGUUUUAA